Molecule: messenger RNA, 1700 nt
Organism: Corylus avellana
Lineage: Eukaryota; Viridiplantae; Streptophyta; Magnoliopsida; Fagales; Betulaceae
Gene: AUG4
Product: HAUS augmin-like complex subunit
Biological process (GO): spindle assembly
Cellular component (GO): HAUS complex
Molecular function (GO): microtubule minus-end binding
Source: RefSeq, a predicted model, not a curated record
GUAGUAGUACUAGUACCAAACUGGCACCAACCUGCUUGAUUCGAGAUCGGAGAAAUACGGCGCCGUUUAAAUCUCAAUGGUGAAGGGACUGGUGCUACAAGGCGGGCAAACCCUGCCAGCCGACGUGGCGCAGGUGAUCGAUCAGCUGGAGCGCCACUGCUUCGCCCCCGAUGGUUCCCUCGUCCCCAAACCCGCCUUCUACGACCUUCAACUCGCAAGAGAGGAAAUGUCGAGGGAAAGGCUGCGGUACUUGGAAGCCAUGGCAAUCUAUUGCGAGGCCAUUGCGAUGGUGGAGGAGUAUCAGCAGGUGGUUUCCGUGCGUGGCGACGUCCAGGGUUUGUACCCGCAGCAGCUUGGCUUGAACAACUCCCCUCAGGUAUAUAAGACUUUAGAGCAUCGAAUGGUUGUCGCAGAAGCAGCUCAAAAGUUGAGGCUUCCUCUUAUCUCCAAAGAUGGUGAAGUUCAGGAGGAUGACAUUGAAAAACUGAGUAUAAUGUCACGAAGCUCUCUUGACAGCACAAGUACCAGUGUCACAACCAGCUCGAGCUCAAACUCAACGAAUUAUACAACUGCAAAUAGCACUGCUAGUGUGGCAAAUAUCGGUUCUAGUGCUGGUGAUGUGGUGGAACCUGGAGUUGGCGGUGUUUCUAAUCGCUUUCUUGGAAUCACACCUGCUUACUUAUGGCAAACGGAGCUCCAGCAAUUGCCAUUUUCCGUGGAUAUGGGAGACUACCAGAUGUCUCUUUCUCGUGAGAUCGAGGCUCGUUUGAAAGAUAAGUGUGAUAAGUUAGGCGAUGCCUUUAUAAUGGACGAUAUUGACUCAUCAUCUGGGCAUCAAUCUUCAAGUGCUCGGCUUCCAGAAAGGGUAAAGUUGAUAAUCGAGGAGAUUGAAAGGGAAGAAGCAGCUCUGCGGGAGGACCUCUAUUCUGCUGAUAGAAAAUUUGCUGAAUACUAUAAUGUCUUAGAGCAGAUACUUGGAGUUCUUAUUAAGCUUGUUAAAGAUUUGAAAUUGCAACAUCAACAUAAAUACGAUGAAUUGCAAAAAACAUGGCUGUGCAAAAGGUGUGAGACCAUGAGCGCAAAAUUGAGGGUUCUGGAGCAUGUUCUCCUGCUUGAAACGUAUACCCAGGAGUCAAUACCAGCCCUUCAUAAAAUAAGGAAGUAUCUUCUUGAGGCUACAGAAGAAGCUUCUAUUGCCUAUAAUAAAGCGGUUACACGUCUUCGUGAGUAUCAAGGGGUCGAUCCUCACUUUGACACUAUUGCGAGGCAGUACCACGAUAUCGUAAAGAAAUUGGAAAACAUGCAAUGGACAAUCCACCAAGUUGAAAUGGACCUGAAACGCUUACCAGAUCAGCAAACCACAUGAACCCCUAAUUCCAUCUGGUUUUACAAGCCCUUGUUAUUUUAUCAUCUUUGACUUCUUUGAGGUAUUGUGCCCCAAUAUCCAAUGUGUUGUUUUGUGUAUCAUAUAGUCUUGAUAUUUUCUCCCUUCGUAGGAGAUAUUCUUUAGUUUAUCUUAGCUUUUUACGUGUGCUUUGAACCUGGUGGAUUGGUCAUCUGCAGCUGGGUUGGGGGCGUCCUCAUAGGAAAUCACCAUGUAAAUCAUCACCACAUUUGGUCAUGUAUAUCCAUCCACAUUCUCUCAUGAGUACCAAGAAUUUCAAAUAUUUAUGAUAAGACAUGGAAUGUUUUUUUUUUGA